AUGAAUCCAUUUUGGCUUAUGAUAAUUAUUGUUUUUAUUUUCAAUCAACAAUUAAUUUCUUCACAAUCUAUCCAAUUAUCAAAUCGAACAUUUGCAAUUGAUUACAAGAAUAAUAUGUUUUUGCUAGAUGGAUCACCAUUUAGGUACAUUGCGGGUAGCAUCCAUUAUUUUCGAAUUCAUCCCGACUACUGGGAUGAUCGUAUGCAACGGGUGCGAGCAGCUGGCCUCAAUGCCAUUCAAACUUAUAUUCCAUGGAAUUUUCAUGAGGUUCGCAAGGCAAAGUACCUAUUUAGCGGGCAACGAAAUAUCACUCAUUUCUUCGAAUUAGCUAUGUCUAACCAAUUUUUUUAUUUGAGAAUCGGCCCAUACAUUUGCGCCGAGUGGGAAAACGGUGGCUUACCAUGGUGGCUUCUUCGUGAUUACCGUGAUAUCAAUCAAAGGUCAUCUGAUCUGAGGUACAAGAAAGAAGUGCAAAAUUGGUUUGGUAAACUAUUACCGAUAAUUCAUCCGUAUUUAUUCAAAAACGGAGGGCCGAUAUUAAUGAUUCAAGCAGAAAAUGAGUAUGGUAGUAAUGCCAAUUGUGACCAUGGAUAUAUGCAAUGGCUAACUGAUUUGAUUCGACAUCAUCUUGGAGCUGAAACAAUUCAAUACACAAGUAAGUCUUAG
Thelazia callipaeda (thelaziosis nematode) is the source of this 666-nucleotide messenger RNA. NCBI's taxonomy places the organism in Eukaryota, Metazoa, Nematoda, Chromadorea, Rhabditida, Thelaziidae. The record is from the annotation of a GenBank genome assembly.